Messenger RNA from Papilio xuthus (Asian swallowtail), 963 nucleotides. RefSeq lists its product as uncharacterized. Lineage: Eukaryota; Metazoa; Arthropoda; Insecta; Lepidoptera; Papilionidae. The coding region runs from base 208 to 723 and encodes 171 amino acids. The record is from RefSeq and is a predicted model, not a curated record. The transcript is spliced from 4 exons.
UUGGCUUCCACUGACGAAACGUCUACUCGAAAACAUAUUGUUGUCUCUAUAUAACUAAAGCUUAUGAGUGAGAUAGCUAUAUACACCUGUGGUUCCUUUUAACUCCAGUACUAAAUUAAACAGUCUACAGUGUGUUGCGGAAAUGAAAGCACGUAUUUUACGUAUUAUUUGAUUUCAAUUACAUGUUUAAAUUUCUUUAUAUCAAACAUGUCUAUUUUAUUGGAGUUAUGGGCGUUGCUGAAAUUGGUGGCGACUGUCUUUGUACUACCAUUUUACGGCAUGAUGGCUUUUGCGUUCCUCGCGUAUGCCUCCAAAGAUUUUGUAGAACAAUGCUUCUUCCUAACAAUAUUCAUUGUAAUGGUCACCGAUGUUGUAUUCGACAUAGUACUAAUACUAGCCUCUUAUAGAAAAAGCGCAUGCAUGUUUUUCUUCUACUUUGUUUAUGGACUUCUGUACGCAACAACAGUUCCAAUGAUAUUCUUUAUAUGGUUUGCGUACGCGACAAUUGCUCAUAACAUUGACUGGCAUAAACCUCGUGUGAAGAAGUACCUUAUAAUAACUUCAAGUAUACUCACCAGUAUCUUAAUUGUACACGGUUACGCCCUGUAUUUAAUUAAAAAGGAAAUUGAUAAGAUACAUAUGGGAUAUGAAUUUAAUUUCGUAAAGCAAAGUUCCGCCUCCAGGAAUUCUCUGCUGCCUUCGAACAGAGAACAACAGGUGUAAGAAAGAACUACGAAAACGAUAGAAUGGUACUUAUCUAAUUGGAGCGAUCGAAAUAUCAAUGACUGCUUUUAUAAUUUUAAAUCUUUGUGUUUUUUCCUUUUAUAUCCAUUCCGACGACAAACUCAUAUCCAAUUGGAUGUUAAGGGAUUGGAUUAUCACAGAUAUAAUUUAAUUAUUUUUAAUUUUAAUGAUUGUUUUAUCGUGGGUUUCUAAAACUUAAAUCUCAGUUUAAAGCAUUCU